This is a messenger RNA of Anguilla rostrata (American eel), 1094 nucleotides long. RefSeq lists its product as uncharacterized. The transcript is spliced from 4 exons. The coding region runs from base 57 to 1094 and encodes 345 amino acids. The record is from RefSeq and is a predicted model, not a curated record. Lineage: Eukaryota; Metazoa; Chordata; Actinopteri; Anguilliformes; Anguillidae.
CCCUCCGAACCAACCGAGCCAGCCUACGUGCAGCGGAGAGGAAGUGGAGGAAAUCCAUGGCUCAAUCUGACCUGUCUGCCUACCAGUCACUGCUAGCUACAUUUUCUACUGCUGUAACCUCUGCUAAAAUUAAUUAUUAUCAAACAAAAAUUCAUAAAUCUGCCUCUAACCCUCAUCAACUGUUCUCCAUUUUUUCUUCUCUCCUCAGCACUCCUCCUUCCCCACCUCAGUCCUCCCUCGCUGCAGAUGACUUUGCGGUUUUCUUCGAUGAGAAGAUUGCAGACAUCCGCAGCUCCUUCACGUCCACCGCCACCCUUCCCCACUCCCCCCUCUCUGUUCCCUCCCCUUGUUUCUCCACUUUCUCUCCCCUCAUUGACUCUGAUGUUUCCCAGCUCCUACUCUCCCACCGCCCUACCACCUGUGCUCUUGACCCUGUCCCUUCCUCUCUCCUCCAGACUAUCACACCUGACAUCCUCCCGUUUGUCACCUCCCUUGUGAACUCCUCCUUGUCUUCUGGAUGUUUCCCCUCUUCCUUCAAGCUGGCCCACAUCACCCCAGUGCUGAAAAAGCCCACUCUGGAUCCCUCCGUCAUCCAGAACUACCGUCCUGUUUCCCUUCUCCCUUUUUUAUCCAAAACAAUUGAACGAGCUGCUUCUAACCAACUCUCCUCUUUUCUCUUACUGAACAACCUCCUAGACCCCCACCAGUCCGGCUUCAGACCUGGCCACUCGACAGAGACCGCACUCCUCUCGGUCUCCGCUCGGAUCUCUGCUUGCCUGAGGGACAUCCAGAGCUGGAUGGAUAACCACCAUCUUAAGCUGAACCCAGGUAAGACAGAGAUGAUCUUCAUCCCUGCUCCAUCCUCUAACCUCCUUGACUUUUCCAUUUCUCUAGGGGAAACUGGUGUCAUCAUCACCCACCGCAAAAAACCUCGGAGUGUUUUUGAGAGCAUCAACACUGACAAAGGAAUCGGAAAAAGUAAAAAUAACAGUGAGAGCAAACCCGAGUACAGCCCGGAGCAAAGCGCCUGUGAGAUAGGAGGCCCCCAGCAGGUCCAGCAGGGGAAAGGAGGCGCAGCCAGAACUGCUGAGUGA